This is a messenger RNA of Linum tenue, 210 nucleotides long. The record is from the annotation of a GenBank genome assembly. Lineage: Eukaryota; Viridiplantae; Streptophyta; Magnoliopsida; Malpighiales; Linaceae.
AUGAAGCUGCCCAAGAGCUUGGUGGUGGUGGCGAGUUUGGAUCUGAUUCAGGAUUGGCAGCUGUCGUAUGUUGAAGGCAUGGAGCGAGCUGGGAAUCAGGUGAAACUCAUUUUUUUGCAAGAUGCUACGAUUGGGUUCUACUUCCUGCGUAAUAAUCAGCACUUCCACUAUCUGAUGGAUGAGAUUAAGAACUUCUUCAGUACCCCCUAA